Messenger RNA from Brienomyrus brachyistius, 2224 nucleotides. Its product is annotated as cyclin-dependent kinase inhibitor 1-like. Gene Ontology annotation, cellular component: nucleus. The coding region runs from base 365 to 805 and encodes 146 amino acids. The record is from RefSeq and is a predicted model, not a curated record. The transcript is spliced from 3 exons. Gene Ontology annotation, molecular function: cyclin-dependent protein serine/threonine kinase inhibitor activity. Lineage: Eukaryota; Metazoa; Chordata; Actinopteri; Osteoglossiformes; Mormyridae. Gene Ontology annotation, biological process: regulation of mitotic cell cycle; signal transduction by p53 class mediator.
CGACUGCGGGAAAAACGUGGAAGAAAAUUCACGUGUGUUUUUUGGGUCUCCAGCACUAGCAUUUGCAGCUGAGACUCCGCCCGCUCACGAGCGGCGUGGCACCCCGCCCACCGACGUUAUAAUUCCUCGGCGCCGGCGAGCGUUCAUCAUAUUAUUUCACCAAGGGCAGAAACUAGUCUUACAUUGAGACUGGUCCUAAUUGGUGCUAUUGAUUUCCACAUAUUACAUAUAUAUGGACGUUUUCUUUUAAGACAUAUUGCUAUAUUUUUAAGUACAACAUAAUAAUAGAAGACCCGGUCUUCUUUUCCAGCGAUACUAAUUCAUCUAUAACCAUUCGAAGACUUCACUGGACCAGGGCACAUCCAUGUCCAGCGAGAAGAAUUUCCCAAUGGCUCAUGGGAAGGGACAGGCACGACGGCGGCUUUUCGGGCCUGUAGACCAUGAACUGCUACAAGUGGAUUACCAGACCGCCCUGAACAGGGAGCUGGAGGAUGCUAGACGUCGCUGGGGUUUUGACUUCCUUACUGAGACUCCUUUGGAGGGGAGUUGCUUCAUCUGGGAGGGGGUCUCAGGGUCGAUGCUUCCCUCACUGUAUCGCUCAUCCAGGAUUCCCCAAGAAACUGGCUUGAACAUCAAGGAAAACGUAUCUCGCAUUCCAGAGAGGUACAUCUCCCGGAGCCUGACCCUGGAACAGACAUCCGAGAAGAACCAGGCUGGCAAGAUGAAGAGGAAGCAGACCAGCAUUACAGAUUUCUACAAGUCUAAGCGCCGUAUGGUGGCCACACCCAGGAAGUCAGGGCAGUGAGCAGAGCGGGAUGGUUGUGGAGGAGCAGAACUUCCUGCCUCUGCGACAACCAUGCCGGGGUCCAUACUAACACAAUCGGGAAGCUAACUGAAUUAUUCAAGUACACACCAAUUGUAAAAACCUCUUUAUUUGUUUAAAGUACAGAUGGAUCUCCAUCAAGGACAAGCAUCGGUAUUUGGCAACUUGUGCUUUCUAAGUUGGGGUUUAAAGUAGGAUAUAUGGUGUUUCAGGUUCAUGGCAGUGUCAGAAUUCAGACCUUAAACACUGUCCAUAUAGCACUGAUGGCAUUGUAGGUCCAAAUUCCUAAAGCCUGUGGUAUACUUGUAUCGCUAUCAUUCUACUGAAACACAAUGACAGACUCAGUCAGUCAUUUUUUGAUAGAUUAUUUUGUUAUUGCUGCUUGAAUUGUAACUAUUUAUUUAACUGCAUUUUUUUUCAUUUCCAUAAAAACAGUUAGAUUCAGUGACCACAAACAUAUAUACAGAACUUCCACUGAAUUUUACAGUGGCAUGGAGGUACUACAGCAAUGUCAUUUUCCUGCAAAUGCUGCUAUAAACUGAGUAUAAAUUUCAGCCUUUGACAUCUCCUCCCACCUUUAGCAGUGGAUGUCCUGGCAGCCAUUCUCUGGGUCUGCCUCCGGACCUGAUUCUCAGGCGCCUCUCAGGACAGACCGGGCUUUUUGUUGUCUCAGUACAGACUUGGUUAUAUUCCUGGAGUAGCACUUAGUCUUUGGAUCUGCCUGAGCUGUAGCUGUGUAGCAGUUCCAUAUAUAUACAAUUCUAGAAAGAAGGCAAGUUCAGUUUUUCAUCAAAAGUACUUUAGCCCCUCCAAAGGCUCUGUCCCUAUUUAUGAUCACUGAUGAUCAACCAAGACGUCUUCCUUCAGGGUGGGUUAAACUGAAUGUAGCUACAUUGAAGUUCAUAUUGUCAGCAUUACACUUUGUGAUGACUAUGUAGCCAAACCAUUACAGAUUACAUUAUUACAUGGUUUAUCUGGUAUUACAGAUAAUCCAUGAUAUAUAAAGUCAUGGUUCAGCUGUAAUUCAUGUCAUUUCUUUAUUUAUGCAUUGUUGUCUGUUUUGUUAAAUCACUAUUUAUUCCUAUUGCGCCAAUAUAAUUUUCCCUCUACUUGGCCAUUGAGGAGGAUUCUCAGUAUCUGGCCUGAUUAAUGGACUUGUAGACAUCUGACAUACGGCUAGAUGGGAGCGAUGCCACCUGCUGUCUUAGGAAAUGCAGAGGGUUAUAUCAGAGAAAGUUGGUAAUGCAAUUUCUCCAUAAAAAAGUUCUCCAUUUUGCACGUAUAGCUUCCUUUGUAAAUAUAAUUAUUUUGCACAUAAAACUUGCUCAUGUUAAAAUCAUGAAAUAUAUUAUUUAUUAAGGACUGUGCAAAUUGCAAUUAAAAUAUUUCUAUUCUGUCAAA